AUGCAUUUUAAAUGCUGUUGUUUAUUGCAUAAUUUCUUGAAAUAUGUACAGUUUGAAUAUUAUACAGACAUAGAAAAUCUAAGGCUACUUUUUGAUCGAGUAGAUGAAUUUUUGAAAGAUCCGAAACCAGUUGACGCGGUAAGAUUCAAAUUGGAGGAACGUUUGAAGGACAAUGCGUCAAAUCGAAUACGUUAUAGUUACACUGAUGAAGUUGUACUUUCGUUGAAUGUGCCUGAGAAAACUGUUAUCGAAGCAGCCGGACCGGUAAAAACGGAUGCUCCUGUACGACCGACAGUGUCAUUUGCAGAAUGUUUGUCAGCAACUUUUGGUGAGCAAGCAAUUGAUGAUUUUCAGUCUCCAGUCACAGGAGAAGUGAAGGGAGGUGUUGUUCAACACCGUAUUGCUACUUUUCCCGACUAUCUUAUUAUUCAAAUGAAAAAAUUUGCCUUAACUCCUGAUUAUAAUGUGAAAAAAUUGGAUGUUAACGUAGAAAUGCCUAAUGAAAUCGAUUUGAAAGCAUUUCGAGGCCAUGGAAAACAACCUGAAGAAGUAUUGCUUCCACAUCAGCACGCCAAGUCUCAAUUAACCUUGGGUCGACCAAGACCUGGAAUUGAUUCAGAUGUUUUUCGUCGACUAUGUAGAUCAGGUAUUACACCAGAAGCUGCACGUCGUGCUAUUCAUGUGAGUGGGAAUAGUGGUUUCGAUUCAGCAUUAGAUUGGAUUAUGCAUAGUGUUGGUGAUAGGGACAUCAAUGAAGAACACCCUGAUCUCCAAUCAGAGUCUGAUGAUGUGGACGGGUAUGCAAUAGAGCAACUUGUACAUCUGGGAUUCUCUAUUUAUCAAGCUCGUUAUGCUCUUCAACGAGUGCAUACUGGCGUAAAUGAUGCAGCUGAAUGGCUGUUUUCGAAUGCGGACAGUAUACCUCCUGAACAAAAAAAUCAAGAAAUCAAAGAUUACUUUUUUUCGGUAGACGUUCCAAAGAAAUUUCGUGAUGGUAGUGGACGUUAUCAUUUGAUUGGGUUUAUAUCACAUAUGGGAAGUUCACCAUUUUCUGGACAUUACGUUGCACAUAUGAAGAAGGAUUCAAAAUGGUACCUGUUCAAUGACGAAAAAGUUGCAAUAUCUCAGAAUCCACCAAUAUUUCUGGGUUAUAUUUACUUAUACAAGCGAGUUGAUGAGUCUGAACAUUAA
Molecule: messenger RNA, 1191 nt
Organism: Thelazia callipaeda (thelaziosis nematode)
Lineage: Eukaryota; Metazoa; Nematoda; Chromadorea; Rhabditida; Thelaziidae
Source: the annotation of a GenBank genome assembly